AUUUAUAGAAUAUUGUAACAUAUUUCUAAAACUGCAUUUAGUGACCCCAGGGAUGCUUUACAGAAGGCUCUUAUGAAGUAUGACAAAAUAUUUCAAAAUCUGUCAAUUCAUAACCUAUAAGAGGCCAACCAUAUAAGAUGGCCGAUGUUCUUAGUGACAAAGAAGCUUUUUUAACAACUAAGGAUGUCGAAAUCAGACAUCAUAAUGACAACAGUAGGCACAGCACUACAAUCAAAACAAAAGAUAUUCACCACAAUAAGAAAGAGCAACAAAAAGAACGAGUAAAACAAACGUCAAAUGGUACCUCACCUAGAAAUGGCACCGUUUCAAAUGACCACCAUCAUAAAAAUAGUGCCAUACGGAGUGCCCAGUCUCACAAGAUGAAGAAUCCAAACAAAAAGGGGAAUCUGAAUUCUCUGGGAGCAAGAUCAACUACAAUGAUCGGAAAAACCACACACACCUCAAAGAAUCCAAAAUCAAAAUCUCCACUGACAAUGAAUAAAUCUAAAACAACACUGGGGACUGUGUACCCAUGGCAUAAUAUGAUGGAGCUACCCAAGCCCAUAUUCAAAAAAGAGUACUCCAUACUUUUGGAUAAUCACAGUAUUAACUCUAAUAGCAGAGAGGGUUCGGAAUCUGGGUCAGUUUUCUCUGAUUCAAUUGAGCCUAGGCAGAAGCCACAUAAAAAUAAACCAGGAAUAGCAAAAGUGACAUCUUUUAAACUGAGGGAUGAGGAUGAAGAGGAGG
Messenger RNA from Owenia fusiformis, 747 nucleotides. The record is from the annotation of a GenBank genome assembly. Lineage: Eukaryota; Metazoa; Annelida; Polychaeta; Sabellida; Oweniidae.